Messenger RNA from Colletotrichum higginsianum IMI 349063, 1071 nucleotides. RefSeq names its product WD domain-containing protein. The transcript has 3 exons. The coding region runs from base 1 to 1071 and encodes 356 amino acids. The record is from RefSeq and is a predicted model, not a curated record. NCBI's taxonomy places the organism in Eukaryota, Fungi, Ascomycota, Sordariomycetes, Glomerellales, Glomerellaceae. Gene Ontology annotation, molecular function: protein binding.
AUGUACAACCUCUCUUGUGUAGAUGGCCACCACUUCUCGAGCCCGCAUGAUGUUUACGUUCUUGAUAUCCAACGGCUUGGUGCUGGUCUGGGUGCCAUCUCUUCGGACCAGAAACUCAGCCUCUUCAACCCUGCCCGACUGGGCCAAGGCCCUGUUAAGUCGUACCCGACCAGCCAUGGCAACCUGACGUGCUUCAGGACAUUCGACUGGCAGAACUCAAUUGUCUGUACUGCAGGUGAAAAUGGAGAGGUCUCGGUCUGGGAUAUGAGGGAGUCCUCUAAGCCACAGGUUGCUCACUUUGCAGCCAGUCAAUCGCCCGUUCUUUCCUUGGCCUGUGAUUCUAGGACAAGCACAAUUGCAAUCGGAACAGAGUUUCAAAACCAUGUGGCAUCCGUACUCCUGUGGUACGUCGUCUGUCCAUUCACAUCCGAUUCGCUCGCCUGGGAACACAAAACCAUUGACAAAAACUAUAGGGACAUCAGAGCCGGUCCGGCGCAGAGGCUCCAGUACGACGAAGUUCACAGUGACGACGUGACGGAACUCCGCUUUCACCCCUCUGAGCCGCACGUCCUCCUCUCGGGCUCGACCGAUGGGCUGGUUAACAUUUACGACACGCGUAUCUCGGACGAGGACGAGGUCGUCAUCCAGACGCUGAACCAGGGCUCGGUCCACCACGCCUCCUUCCUCGGCAACACCGAGGUCUACGUGCUGACGCAUGACGAGAAGCUCGCAGUCUACAGUGUCGCCGAGGACCAUGGCUCGGGCGCCGCACUUGUCGACUUUGGCGACGCGAGGGAGAGUCUCGGCUGCCAAUACAUCGCCAACGUGACAACCAAGGUUGACGGUAGUGGCGCCAUCGUUGGUGCUGGCUCGCAAGACCGCCAGGUCUUCGAAUUAGUACACCUGUCGCGUACGGCAGAGGGCGGCUGGGGAUUCGACAAAUCGAAUAGUGUCGGUCUGCCCGGCGGCCACGGAGAGGAGCUCGUCCGCUCGUUCUGCUUCUAUGACGAUGAGCAAGUCGUCUUUACUGCAGGAGAAGACGGUAACAUCAAGGCCUGGAGGCCCAGCUAA